GUAUGAGCGGCGGUAAAGUGAUGUGUAGAGUGAGGUUAGACAGAGGCGGUUAUGUGCCCGGAGAGAGCAUUUGUAUUAACGCUAUCAUCGAUAACGAUAGCAAAUGUGUUAUUAAGAAAACUCGUGCUGUUUUGACAGAAACUAUUCAAUACACGGCGAAGAAUAAAGUGGUGUUCACUGAGACCCGAGAGUUGGCCGCUAUGGAGAAGGCAAAGAUUGGAGCCAAUUGUGCCGAACAGUGGAAGAAUGAGCUCUUGUAUAUACCACCCAUUCCUCCAACUAAUCUAAGGGGCUGUCAUUUGAUUCAAAUCCAAUAUGAUCUUUAUUUUAUAAUAACCCCGAAAGGCGCCAAUAAGGCGGUGAGAUUGCAGUUACCGAUAAUGAUGGCCACUUAUCCCAUCAGGAAUAGUGACGGAACCCUCAAGAGAAGGAAAGGCACAUAUUAUCCGUCCACACUUCCCACGACCCGUCCCUGGCUGUCCACCUCUGAAGGCAAACUCAAAUAGUUAUUACAACUCUAUUAUGUCAUCACUUUCUUCGAGU
Medioppia subpectinata is the source of this 543-nucleotide messenger RNA. The record is from the annotation of a GenBank genome assembly. NCBI's taxonomy places the organism in Eukaryota, Metazoa, Arthropoda, Arachnida, Sarcoptiformes, Oppiidae.